This is a messenger RNA of Hippopotamus amphibius kiboko, 1756 nucleotides long. RefSeq names its product transmembrane protein 120A (gene TMEM120A). Lineage: Eukaryota; Metazoa; Chordata; Mammalia; Artiodactyla; Hippopotamidae. Gene Ontology annotation, cellular component: membrane. Bases 483 to 1514 code for a protein of 343 amino acids. The record is from RefSeq and is a predicted model, not a curated record. Gene Ontology annotation, biological process: fat cell differentiation. The transcript is spliced from 12 exons.
CUUGGAGACGGGGAAGACGGUAAAGAGGCCCCUGUGAAGAUCCAGGUGAGAGAAGAGGCUCGGAAUCCCCUCCCUGCCAAAGAGCAGCUUCCUACGGGGGAAAGGGUUUGAGGCAGGUGGCACCUCCCUGAGCCUUGGUUUACUCCCAGCGUGACAGGCAAGGACACUGCUGGCUGAACCACGCAGCUGGCACCACGGGCAGAGCCCCGGUUGGGGUUGCCGCCGCCCUCCACGCCGGGAGCAGGCCAGCGGCCCUCAGAGCACGAGGCCCCGCCCCGGCCCCGCCCCAGGCCUGGAUUGGCUCAGGUAGGAGGCGGGGCAAGUGCGCCCGCCUCUCCGGGCUUUUCCCCAUUGGUGGUCUCGGCGGCGCGAGCCCGGAAGCGGACGGGGGCGGAGGCCGCGGAGGCGGAGGCGCCUCGGGCCCGCCGGGGUUGCGGCGCUGUCCUCGACUUUCGGCUCCUCCGACCCGCGGCCAGGCAGCAAUGCAUCCCCAGCCUCCGGGCCCGUUGGGCGACUGCCUGCGGGACUGGGAGGAGCUGCAGCAGGACUUCCAUGGCAUCCAGGAGACCCACCGGCUGUACCGCCUGAAGCUGGAGGAGCUGACCAAGCUGCAGAACACCUGUAUCAGCUCUAUCACUCGGCAGAAGAAGCAGCUCCAGGAGCUGGCCCUUGUCCUGAAGAAAUGCAAACCCUCCCUCCCGUCAGAUGCCGAGGAAGCUGCGCAGGAGCUAGAAAACCAGAUCAAGGAGCGACAAGGCCUUUUCUUUGAUAUGGAGGCCUACUUGCCCAAGCAGAAUGGGUUGUAUCUGAGCCUGGUUCUGGGCAACGUCAAUGUGACACUCCUGAGCAAGCAGGCUAAGUUUGCCUACAAAGACGAAUACGAGAAGUUCAAGCUCUACCUCACCAUCAUCCUCAUCCUCAUCUCCUUCACCUGCCGCUUCCUCCUCAACUCCAGGGUGACAGACGCAGCCUUCAACUUCCUGCUGGUCUGGUACUACUGCACCCUGACCAUCCGGGAGAGCAUCCUCAUCAACAACGGCUCCCGGAUCAAAGGCUGGUGGGUGUUCCAUCAUUACGUGUCCACGUUCCUGUCGGGAGUCAUGCUGACAUGGCCCGACGGCCUCAUGUACCAGAAGUUCCGGAACCAGUUCCUGUCCUUCUCCAUGUACCAGAGCUUUGUGCAGUUCCUGCAGUAUUACUACCAGAGCGGCUGUCUGUACCGCCUGCGGGCCCUGGGCGAGAGGCACACCAUGGACCUCACUGUGGAGGGCUUCCAGUCCUGGAUGUGGCGGGGCCUCACCUUCCUGCUGCCCUUCCUCUUCUUUGGACAUUUCUGGCAGCUUUUUAACGCGCUGACGCUGUUUAACCUGGCCCGAGACCCCGCGUGCAAGGAGUGGCAGGUGCUCAUGUGCGGCUUCCCCUUCCUCCUCCUCUUCCUUGGCAAUUUCUUCACCACCCUGCGGGUUGUACACCAGAAAUUCCACAACCAGCAGCACGGGAGCAAGAAAGAAUGAGGCUGGGCUUUCCCUGUCUGCCGGCACAGCUCCGUACGGCACCCCCAGCCCGGAAGGGGCUUCUGAACCCCAGUGUUGAGGGGGUGGGGGCUCCUCUCCUCCGGGAGGGUCUCAUCUGCUCUCCCCUGGGUUUUGUGGGCUCUGUGGGCCCUGAAGGUGGCGCUGGAGAGGAAGACCUAGGGCUGUGUCCCCAUCUUGUGGGAGCUGGGGGCCAGGGGCCUCAAUAAAGGACGAGAGGCUCA